AUGGGCCCCGAAAAGCUCCCCAUCCCAGCAGCCCAGCUGAUCAGCAGCCGAGACCAUCUCGUUCCCGGUCAGCUCCUCGUAACAGAGCUCUUCUUCCGCGUCCCGCUCGACUACAAGCGGCCAUCAGGCGUAUCCAUCACACUCUUCGGACGGCGUGUGGUCAAGAGCAGUGGGGCCCCCGCUGACGACGGCGACGGCAAUGACAAUGGCAAUAGCGAUAAGAAGCGUUACCUGGUAUACCUCGAAGGCGGACCUGGAUUCGGUAAUUCGGAACCUCAGGUCCACCCUGUGACGCGCAUGGCCCUGGCAAAGGGGUACCAAGUCCUCCUUCUGGACCACCGAGGCACGGGUUUGAGCACGCCCGUGUCGGCCGAGAGCCUGGACCGCAUCGCGUCGGACAAUGUCUCCGCGCAGGCUGACUACCUCAAACUAAUGCGGCAGGAUAACACGGUGCGUGACCUCGAAUCAGUACGCCUGUGCCUGACGGCGGGGUGGUCCGAGUCCCGCGCGCGAUGGUCAAUCUUCGGCCAGUCAUACGGCGGCUUCGUGAGCAUGAGCUACCUGUCCAUGCACCCAGAAGGCCUGGAGGAGGUGUUUUUGACCGGCGGGCUGGCCCCCGUCGGCAAAACACCCGACCAAGUCUACAGCGCUCUGUUCCCGCGCAUCGUCCGCCGCAACGAAGAGUACUACCACAAAUUCCCUGAGGACGUGGCCGCCGUGCGACAGGUGGCCGCGCACAUCGAGUCGCAUGGUGGGCACGUCGCCCUUCCUUCGGGCGGCAUUCUGACCGUACCGCGCCUCCUCACGCUAGGUAUCAACUUUGGCUUUCACGGCGGCUUCGACAGUGUUCACACCACCAUCCUACGCCUCAAGGCCUCGCUUGACCAGCUGGGUUUCCUGUCCCGCGCCGCCCUCGCGCCCCUCGAAACGGGCACCCCUCUCGACUUCAACAUCAUCUACGCCAUCAUCCACGAGGCCAUCUACUGUGAUGGCCCCGGCGUAGCUUCCAACUGGGCUGCGUACCGCGUCGGUAGGGACAACCCCUGUUUCCCCUGGCUGCGUCCCGAUGCUCUCCCCAUCACUGUCACCACCAACAACAACCCCGGCGAGCAAGGGCAGCAACAGCAGCAGCAAACGCCCCUUUACUUCUCGGGCGAAAACAUCUUUCCCUUCCACUUCGUCACAUACCCAGAGCUUUCCAAACUGCACGCCGUGGCAGAACGCCUCGCCGCUUUUGACAAUUGGCCAGCCCUCUACAACAAGGAGCAGCUGGCCAACAACCAGGUCCCCGUCUAUGCUGCCUCCUUCAUCCACGACAUGUACGUCGACUUUGACUUUGCCCGUGACACGGCCAGCCUGGUCAGGGGAACCAAAGUCUUUGAGACAAACGUCAUGUACCACUCAGCUCUGCGGGCCAAGUCCGACGAGGUCCUCCAGCAGCUAUUCAAUCUCCGCGACGAUGUCCUUGACUAA
Geosmithia morbida is the source of this 1473-nucleotide messenger RNA. Its product is annotated as alpha/beta hydrolase fold. The transcript has a single exon. The coding region runs from base 1 to 1473 and encodes 490 amino acids. Gene Ontology annotation, molecular function: peptidase activity. The record is from RefSeq and is a predicted model, not a curated record. Gene Ontology annotation, biological process: proteolysis. NCBI's taxonomy places the organism in Eukaryota, Fungi, Ascomycota, Sordariomycetes, Hypocreales, Bionectriaceae.